CUUUAGUGUCAAGUUUUCACUUAAUGGUAUCAUUUAUCUGUCACUAAUUGUUUAUUACAUGAAGUACCUCAGUAGACAGAUGCUUUUAUCCAGAGGGACCUUCAGUACCCGAUAUCUCUUGUCUGUCUCAGCCAGGGUGUAAAUCUGUCAGCCUUCCAGUCACAGACACACAAACUCACUGAGUGUAAUGCUGAAUGUCCGCUGCCCUGAUGGCCGUGCCCUGCGCUAACCACAAGAUGCACCUGUACCUGGGUGCUGCCCGUGUUGAGGAGGGCACUGAGGUCACUGACUACCGCUUCUUUGUCAGAGCCAUCAUCCGCCACUCCGACCUCAUCACCAAGGUCAUUGACCAGGUCCUGCUGUGUAGUUCUGGGCUGAUCCCUCACCUUCCUCAUGAACCUUCCCCUAUUGUCCUGUAGCCCAUCCCAGUCUUGUGCAGGUCUACAAUUUUAUCCCUGAUAUCCUUACACAUCUCUCUGGUCUUGGCCAUUGUGGAGAGGUUGGAGUCUGUUUGAGUGUGUGGACAGGUGUCUUUUAUACAGGUAACGAGUUUAAACAGGUGCAGUUAAUACAGGUAAUGAGUAAAGACCAGGACGGCUUCUUAAAGAAAAACUAACAGGUCUGUAAGAGCCGGAAUUCUUACUGGUUAGUAGGUGAUCAAAUACUUAUGUCAUGCAAUAAAAUGCAAAUUAAUUAUUUAAAAAACAUACAAUGUGAUUUUCUGGAUUUUUGUUUUAGAUUCUGUCUCUCACAGUUGAAGAGUACCUAUGAUAUAAAUUACAGACUUCUACAUGCUUUGUAAGUGGGCAAACCUGCAAAAUCGG
Tachysurus fulvidraco (yellow catfish) is the source of this 824-nucleotide messenger RNA. RefSeq names its product acetyl-CoA carboxylase-like. Lineage: Eukaryota; Metazoa; Chordata; Actinopteri; Siluriformes; Bagridae. The coding region runs from base 195 to 419 and encodes 74 amino acids. The record is from RefSeq and is a predicted model, not a curated record. Gene Ontology annotation, biological process: fatty acid biosynthetic process. Gene Ontology annotation, molecular function: ATP binding; acetyl-CoA carboxylase activity. The transcript is spliced from 2 exons.